Molecule: messenger RNA, 3234 nt
Organism: Quercus lobata
Lineage: Eukaryota; Viridiplantae; Streptophyta; Magnoliopsida; Fagales; Fagaceae
Product: receptor-like protein 15
Exons: 7
Coding region: 1-3234 (1077 amino acids)
Molecular function (GO): protein binding
Source: RefSeq, a predicted model, not a curated record
AUGGAGUUGCUGAGACCUUUUUGGUGGUGGCCAGUGGUGUUAGUUUUUAUUCAAUUAGAUAUGAAUGGAUGCUUUGGUUGUUGGGAGCAAGAGAGGAUAGCUCUCUUGCAAUACAAAGCUUCCACCGCCAGCUACACUGAUAAAUAUCAUUUUACAUCUUGGGACUCCGAUAACAAAGAGAGUGAUUGUUGUGAAUGGAAAGGAGUCAAGUGCAACCUCAAAACUGGACGUGUAAUCCAACUUGCUCUUGAUUAUGCAAUGUAUGGGAGUGAUUGCUGUGGUUGGUACUUUAACGCCUCUAUGUUUCUUCCCUUUGAAGAGCUCCAAGACCUCAAUUUGGGUUCUAAUUCUAUUUCUGGAUGGGUCCCAAAUGAAGGUUUUGAAAGAUUCUCUGCGUUGACCAAGCUGGAGGUGCUUCACUUGCAAUGGAAUUUAUUCAAUACCAGCAUUCUUUCAUCCUUGAGUGGAAUUACUACCCUCAAGGAACUAUAUUUGGGGUUCAACAAUUGGAAUGGAUCAAUCCCCAUCCAAGGUUUUGAAAGAUUCUGUGCAUUAAGCAAGCUGGAGGUGCUUUCCUUGGAUGGUAUUAAGUUCGAUGACAGCAUUCUGCAAUGCUUGAGUGGAAUUGCUUCCCUCAAGGAACUAGAUUUGGGGUGCUACAAUUGUAAUAGUUCAAUCCCCAACCAAGGUUUUGAAAGCUUAUCUUCGUUGAGCAAGUUGGAGGUGCUUCACUUGGAUGAUAAUAAUUUCAAUAACAGUUUUCUGUCAUCACUUAGUGGCAUUACUUCACUCAAGGAACUAGAUUUGAAUAAUAACAAUUUGAGUGGAUCAAUCCACAUCCAAGAAUUUGAAGCAUUUAGCAACUUGGAGAAUCUUUACUUGAAUGACAACGAGAUCAAUGACUUCGUGACAACAAAAGAUUCAAACAUCUUAAGUAAGCUGCAACUCCUAGACUUGAGUCGAACCAAAAUCAGUGUACGAAUUCUUGACUCAACGGCAGCCUUCCCAUCCUUGAAGACAUUAUAUCUCGGAAAUAACAAUUUGAAAGGAUCGUUAACUACUAAAGGCUGGUGUGAACUUAAGAAUCUCCGAGUGAUAGACCUCAGCUAUAAUAAUUUUGAAGGGAUAUUGCCUUCGUGUAUGGCAAACUUGACAUCACUUGAAAUAUUGGACCUCUCUUAUAAUCACUUGGAUGGGAACAUCCAAUCCCCCCUAUCCAGAUUUUCAUCACUUGAAUACCUUUCUUUCUCAAAUAACAACUUCUUCAUCCCAUCCACAUUCUCCUUCCUUUUCAACCUCUCAAAUCUUCAGAUCCUAUUAAGUGAUAACAAUAUAAUAGCUUUGGAAACUAACUCUCCUACUUCGAUUCCAACCUUCCAGUUAAAGAUUUUCAGUUUCUCUAAUUGUUCAUUUAACAUUCGCAAUAGCACAACUCCCAGAUUUCUUCAUUACCAAUAUGAUUUGCGAAUAAUUAAUCUCUCUCACAACAAGUUGGUUGGGCAGUUCCCUAAUUGGUUGUUAGAGAACAACACAAAAUUGGAGAUGUUUAUUCUAAACAAUAACUCUUUCACGGGGCCUUUCAUAGUGCCAUAUGAUAUUCGUCCCAACAUUUCGAGAAUAGAUAUUUCAAAUAAUUACUUGCAAGGUCCAAUUCCCACAAACCUCGGUCUAAUUUUUCCAAAUUUAGAAAUUUUAAACAUGUCUAAAAAUGAAUUUCAAGGCAGUAUUCCUUCUUCUUUUGGGAAUUUGGUUUUCUUAUGGUAUCUAGACUUGUCUGGGAAUAAUUUCUCAGGAACCAUACCAAUGCAUUUCAUAAUGGGUUGCUACAAGUUGGAAUUUCUCAUAUUAUCAAACAAUAGCUUCAGUGGCCAAAUAUUUCCUACCAAUUCUAAUUUGACUAACCUACUUUCUUUACAUUUGGACAACAAUCACUUCUCAGGCAUGCUUCCAACAUGGAUGGGGAACAUGUCAACUUUAGAAGAUAUUGUUUUGGCCAAAAAUCAUCUUAAAGGUCCUAUUCCAAUUGAUUUUUGCAAACUCGAUUAUCUUACACAUCUUGACCUCUCUGACAAUAAUUUGGUUGGCUCUAUUCCAUCUUGCUUCAAUUCCUCAUGGAUUCGUUUCUUUCAAUUAAAUAAAAAUUGCUUGAGUGGUCCAAUUCCAAGUGCUUACCAAAACAACUCCAAUCUACUUGAACUAAAUCUUCGAGAUAACUAUCUAACCGGCAACAUUCCCAGUUGGAUUGGUAGCCUCUCAUCAUUGAGAAUUCUCCUAUUGAAAGCGAAUCAUUUAGGAGGUCAGAUUCCAAUUCAAUUAUGCCAUUUGCAGUACUUAAACAUUUUAGAUCUUUCCUACAAUAAAUUUUUGGGUCCAAUUCCUCAUUGCUUGGGUAACAUUAGGAGAACAAAUUUUUCUACUGCAUCCGAUUGGGAACAUUCUUUAAGGUAUUCUAUAUCAGCUGGAGGUCGAUAUUGGAGUGUGUCAUCAUAUUUGAGCUCAAAGUCAAAAACUUUCAAAAAUCCGACUGAUGCUUAUUUUUCAUUUGACACAUCUGAGGAUGUUGGAGAAGAAGUAGAGUUUUCAACAAAAAGUAGAACUUACUCCUACAAGGGUGACAUCCUUGAGUACAUGUUUGGAAUUGACCUGUCAUGCAACAACCUAACAGGUAAAAUCCCAUUGGAACUCGGUAGGAUAAGCAGCAACAUUCGUGCAUUGAACUUGUCACACAACAAUCUAUCUGGACCAAUCCCAGUGACAUUCUCAAAUCUAAAGCAAAUAGAAAGUUUGGAUCUUUCCUACAACAAUUUGAAUGGCAGAAUUCCACCUCAGUUGACAGAAAUGACCUCUCUAGCGGUCUUUAGUGUGGCGCACAACAACUUAUCUGGAGCAACACCGGAUAGAAAAAAUCAAUUCAUUACUUUUGAAGAAAGUAGUUAUGAGGGGAACCCUCUCUUGUGUGGACCUCCAUUACAUAAUGGUUGCGACAAAAUGAGACCACCAUCUACAAUGUCAGUGGAUAAUGAGGGGGAAGGUGGUAGUUUCAUGGACAUGAGUGUCUUCUACAUAAGCUUUGUGGUUGCUUACAUAACAAUCCUGUUGGGAAUUGUUGCAGUUCUCUACAUAAAUCCAUACUGGCGUAAGGCAUGGUUUAACCUCAUUGAAGUGUGUCUUGACACUUGCUACUGUUUUGUUGUGGUUCAUUACCAUAAGGUGUUUGAUUUCGGGCUUGCAUAG